AUGAAGCUCCUUGCUGCAGGUCUUUUGGGCAUCGCCCUCGCUAAAGGUCAUGGCGAUCAUGAGGACUCCGGUUACCAUGAUUCCACUGAACCCGAGGCCGAGGCAGAGCCAGAGCCUGAACCAGAGUACGGCUACGAACCAAAUACGGUUGAUAACCUUUGCGAAAACGGCCAGCACCAGUCCCCGAUUGACCUAGCUUUUGUCCACCCUCAAUUCCAUAUGCACGAGACGAAACAUGCGGGCAAGUCUAACAGCACAGAUGGAUAUGGCGAGGAAUUCAAAUGGCACUUCGAGUCAGACGGUCAUUCAAUCAACCUUUUCCUCGAAGAUGAGGACGCUGAAAAACUUCAACUGCACGAGGAAGAUGCCAGCUAUACUUUUCAUCAUAUCACUUUUCGAUGGGGAGACUUUGACCAAGGCGGAUCAGAGCACACCGUCAACCAUCAGCAUGCUUUCGGAGAACUUCAGGCGUGGCAUAGAAUGAGCAAUCUUACCGACGAGGAAGCUCUCGACAAUCUCAACGGUUUCCGCGUCGUGAGCGCUUUCGUCGAGCUCUGCGAAGUCGACUCGUCUCCCGUCUUCAACGAAAUCUCACAACGGCUAAGAAGCAAAUCCAAGAACGAGAAAGAAGAUGGCAAACUCGACAAGUUUCAUUUCAGCUACAACGAUUUCUUCCAUGCUACUGGAGUCGACCCAGGAGCAUUCUACUACUACCACGGAUCUCAUACUCAUCCCGAGAACAACGCCUGCUCCGAAUCCGUCGGAUGGGUCAUCAUGCAGGAUGCGAUCCGCAUAACCAAGAACACUGCGAAAAACAUCAUGAAAAUGUCGAAAGAUGAAGAUGGCGAGUACAUCAAGCACAACAACCGACGCACUCAGCCCUGGUACGAUCGAGACGUUCAUCACUUUUCCUACAACCCACAGGCGUCAAAAAUGAUCAUGCACAAUCGCCGCCAAUUCGACAUGGCACGACACAACAUGCACAUGAAAAUGAUGCAUAUGCACGAAGAAAUCGACAAGCUCAAGGGUAAAAUGAAAGAGCAUCGACAAGGAUCCGGCAAGGCUACUACUGGCAAGCCCAAAUCUGGAAUGAGCAAGAAUGGCAAGAAAUCUCCAAAAUCUCGACGAUAA
Oikopleura dioica is the source of this 1131-nucleotide messenger RNA. Lineage: Eukaryota; Metazoa; Chordata; Appendicularia; Copelata; Oikopleuridae. The record is from the annotation of a GenBank genome assembly.